Molecule: messenger RNA, 1971 nt
Organism: Chlorocebus sabaeus (green monkey)
Lineage: Eukaryota; Metazoa; Chordata; Mammalia; Primates; Cercopithecidae
Gene: TMEM9
Product: transmembrane protein 9
Cellular component (GO): lysosomal membrane
Source: RefSeq, a predicted model, not a curated record
GGCCUAAAACCUCUGGGCGUGGUGGGCACCGGCCUUCGCCGUCGGAGCAGGGGUCCCAGACUCGCACCCAAAAGUUCCCGUCGGGCCCGAGCGGGGAGGAGCUGCGGGGCGGGCAGAGGCGGAGAUGGCGGAGGGCAGUGGGACGUGAUGCGCGGGUCAGAGCCGGGCCUUGAGAAGGAACUGGAGGCCCCUGGCAGCGGUGUCCUCUCGAGGCCCCCUCUGCCGGGCCCACCAGGUGGCCGGCGGAGAGCCGGAGAGUUGUGCGGGAUGGAAAGCAGGGUUUGGCGACCGAGUUUAGCAGGCCUUGGAAUCCUGGAGCCCAGCCCCCCCCCCCCCCCCAUUCCCACUUCUUGGCAAGAUGGUUAAGGGCCUAGCGUGCUGGCUGCGGCGUGGCCGCCUUCCCCUUCUCCGACUCCGUAUCUCUUUUUCCAGGUGUCCGGCUUUGCUGGCCCAGCAAGCUUGAUAAGCAUGAAGCUCUUAUCUUUGGUGGCUGUGGUCGGGUGUUUGCUGGUGCCCCCAGCUGAAGCCAACAAGGUGAGGGAGGUGAGCCUGCAGCACCUGGUCACGCCGCCGACCACCGUGCACGGCCACCCUGUCUACAGGGCUGACUCAGAGAGUUCUGAAGACAUCCGGUGCAAAUGCAUUUGUCCACCUUAUAGAAACAUCAGUGGGCACAUUUAUAACCAGAAUGUGUCCCAGAAGGACUGCAACUGCCUGCACGUGGUGGAGCCCAUGCCGGUGCCUGGCCAUGACGUGGAGGCCUACUGCCUGCUGUGUGAGUGCAGGUAUGAGGAGCGCAGCACCACCACCAUCAAGGUCAUCAUUGUCAUCUACCUGUCCGUGGUGGGUGCCCUCUUGCUCUACAUGGCCUUUCUGAUGCUGGUGGACCCUCUGAUCCGAAAGCCAGAUGCAUACACCGAGCAACUGCACAAUGAGGAGGAGAAUGAGGAUGCUCGCUCUAUGGCAGCAGCUGCUGCAUCCCUCGGGGGACCCCGAGCAAACACAGUCCUGGAGCGUGUGGAAGGUGCCCAGCAGCGGUGGAAGCUGCAGGUGCAGGAGCAGCGGAAGACAGUCUUCGAUCGGCACAAGAUGCUCAGCUAGAUGGGUUCAUAUGGUUGGGUCAAGGCCUCAACACCAUGGCUGCCAGCUUCCAGGCUGGGCAAAGCGGGGGGCUACUUUUCCCUUCCCUCGGUGCCAGUCUUCCCUUUAAGAGCCCGUGGCAUUUUUCCUCCUCCUCCCUAACUUUAGAAAUGUUGUACUUGACUAUUUUGAUUAGGGAAGAGGGAUGCGGUCUCCGAUCUCUGUUGUCUCCUUGGGUCUUUGGGGUGGAAGGGAGGGGAAAGGCAGGCCCGAAGGGAAUGCAGACGUUUGAGGCGGCCUCAGGAGUGGAUGCAGUCUGUCUCUCCUGGCUCCACUCUUGCCACCUUCCAGCUCCGAGUCUUGGGAAUGUUGUUACCCUUGGAAGAUAAAGCUGGGUCUUCAGGAACUUCAGGAAAGCAUGGCCCAGCAUUCAGCAUGUGCUCCUUUCUGCAGUGGUUCUUAUCACCACCUCCCUCUCAGCCCCAGCUCCAGCCCUGAGGACAGCUCUGAUGGGAGAGCUGGGCCCCCUGAGCCCACUGUGGUCUUCAGGACGCACCUGGAAGCUGGUGUUCCCUGUCCCCUGUGCACUUCUCCCAUUGGGGCUUGGAGUGCCCAUGCGUACUCUGCUGCCGGUCCCCUCACCCGCACUUGAGGGGGCUGGGCAGUCCUUCCUCUCCCCAGUAUCCACAGUCGCUGAGCCAGAUGGUUGGUUGGAACACGAGACACAAGAGGCUGACCGUGGAUCUGAACACCACAGUCCCUGUCCUUGGGUCGCCUCUUGUCCCUGAACUUCGUUGUACCAGUGCAUGGAGAGAAAAUUUUGUCCUUCUCUUGUCUUAGAGUUGUGUGUAAAUCAAGAAGCCAUCAUUAAAUUGUUUUAUUUCUCUCACU